This is a messenger RNA of Bacidia gigantensis, 636 nucleotides long. RefSeq lists its product as uncharacterized. Lineage: Eukaryota; Fungi; Ascomycota; Lecanoromycetes; Lecanorales; Ramalinaceae. The record is from RefSeq and is a predicted model, not a curated record. Bases 1 to 636 code for a protein of 211 amino acids. The transcript is spliced from 3 exons.
AUGUCUAACAUUGCUGCCACCACAGACUCGGACUGGAGUAAUAGUCCUUGGUUCAUCGGUACCACGCGAGUCCUGAUGGUGAUCGGGGCAGUGUUUUUGCUUCGUAGCUUUUUUCAACUCGUACAGUACAGUUGGGAGAAAGCACAUGGUGCCCGACGCACCUCCUCGACGCCUGGUGUUGAAUCGAGCGUUGGCAUGAGUCUUGCUGAUAUCUUCCCUGUUACCUUGGAUAACGCUUCCCUCGGCCCCGACCUCGAGGCAUCACUCGGUAUCAGCGCCCAUCUCCCUACUGACAGGCGCCAAGGAGAAGGUAACGAUCUGCAUACGACGCAUAUCGACAGGAUCGCUCGUCGGCGCAGUGAGCCGAUUGCUAUAGAGCAUCCUCAUACGUUGGACAGCAUCACCCUUGGCCCUGACAUCGAAGCAGCAGUCGAGGUCAGCGCGCCUCUUCCAAUCUACAGGCGCCAAGAAGAAAUUGACGGCCUGCAUAUUACGGAAGCUGAGAGAAUCACCCGUCGCCAUACAUGGCGCACCAUGGGCCAUCAAGUCAAGGAGCAUCAUUCCGACCUCAUGGCUUGUUACAGCAAUUCCUGGGUCUGGGUGGCCCGACUCUUGUUGCCCAAAUGUGAGGAGUAG